Artibeus jamaicensis (Jamaican fruit-eating bat) is the source of this 2129-nucleotide messenger RNA. It is a transcript of the gene RASSF2, whose product is annotated as Ras association domain family member 2. Lineage: Eukaryota; Metazoa; Chordata; Mammalia; Chiroptera; Phyllostomidae. Gene Ontology annotation, biological process: signal transduction; regulation of non-canonical NF-kappaB signal transduction; positive regulation of protein kinase activity. The transcript has 11 exons. The record is from RefSeq and is a predicted model, not a curated record. The coding region runs from base 431 to 1411 and encodes 326 amino acids. Gene Ontology annotation, cellular component: nucleus; cytoplasm.
ACGGUCUUCCCGCCCUCCCGCCUCCGGAGCUGGUGCUUGAGGGCAGUGGAGACCUGGGCUUUUUGUGCUCUGCCGGGGAGCGGCAGGUGCCUUGGGCGGACCCCAGUCCCUUCUGUAUUUCGAGCGCCCGCCUUACAUUUGGCUUCUAAGCAGAGAGAGCCCUAGGGACAGCAGAGAGGCGCAGUGGCCUGACGGAGGACCUGACGGGUCCAUCUUGCUCAGAGUCGCUCUGCGGGACCUGGGCUGAUCACAGCACCUUUGCACCUCGCUGAGCAGAGGAACUGAGCUCGAGGCUUCUCAGCGCUGCAUGCACUUUGUUCCCAGGUGACCCGAAUUCGCGUCUCUAGAGCGUGGUCUCCCAGAGGACAGAGGCUGUGUGGAGGGCGGCCAAGUUUAAAGUCUGUCCUUCUGAUGAAAAGAGCGAGGAAGAAUGGACUACAGCCACCAAACUUCCCUAGUCCCAUGUGGAAAAGAUAAAUACAUUUCCAAGAAUGAACUCCUCCUGCAUCUGAAGACCUACAACUUGUACUAUGAAGGCCAGAAUUUGCAGCUCCGACACCGCGAGGAAGAAGAUGAGUUCAUCGUGGAGGGGCUGCUGAACAUCUCCUGGGGGCUGCGCCGGCCCAUCCGUCUGCAGAUGCAGGAUGACAAUGAGCGCAUUCGCCCCCCUCCUUCCUCCUCCUCCUGGCACUCUGGCUGUAACUUGGGGGCUCAGGGCACCAUCCUGAAGCCCCUCACCAUGCCCGACAUUCAGAUCACAGAGGUGGACGCUGCAGCCGAGAGUGACCAGACAUCCAGCCCCACAGACUCCAGAGGCCUGAAGCCCCUGCAGGAAGAUACCCCGCAGCUGAUGCGUACACGCAGUGAUGUUGGGGUGCGUCGCCGGGGCAACGUGAGGACACCCAGUGACCAGCGGCGAAUCAGACGCCACCGCUUCUCCAUCAAUGGCCAUUUCUACAACCACAAGACGUCGGUGUUUACCCCGGCCUACGGCUCCAUCACCAACGUCCGCAUCAACAGCACCAUGACCACCCCGCAGGUCCUCAAGCUGCUGCUCAACAAGUUUAAGAUUGAGAAUUCGGCGGAGGAGUUUGCUUUGUACGUGGUCCAUACCAGCGGUGAAAAACAGAAGCUGAAGAACACCGAUUACCCGCUGAUUGCCCGAAUCCUGCAGGGCCCGUGUGAGCAGGUCUCCAAGGUGUUCCUUAUGGAGAAGGACCAGGUGGAGGAGGUCACCUAUGACGUGGCCCAGUAUAUAAAGUUCGAGAUGCCUGUCCUUAAAAGCUUCAUUCAAAAGCUCCAAGAGGAGGAAGAUCGGGAAGUAAAGAAGCUGAUGCGCAAGUACACCGUGCUACGGCUAAUGAUUCGGCAGAGGCUGGAGGAGAUAGCCGAGGCCCCAGAAACAAUCUGAGCCACAAGAAGGAGGGGAUCCAGACACCAUUUGGAUCACCAUUGACAUGAGAAGACCCGCAGGAAGCUGGGUGCCUUCCUUCCACAGAAACAUUGAAAAACCUCUUCAGCUCCAGGACGGAGAAGCCAGCAGAAAGCUCCGCAUCUUUGGAUCCCUGCUCUUUUCCUUUCUUUCAUUUACAAGGACUUCUGAUUUUUGUUAUUAGGAGGACCCAAAAUGUGUCUGUGCAUGCACACACACAUCCGCACACGUGUGCACACAUAUACAUGUCCACGUGCCUACCUGAUAUUCACAUGCAAUUAAAUUCCAAGCAACCAGCACAAGUGCCGUGAGGCUAGUGGAUGGGCUACUCACGGGCAAGAAAAUCAGGGGAGGCACCCGUCUGAGGGGUUUCAGGCUGAAGGAGAUUUCUCUCCUCAAAUGCCUGGGAGCAGCCACACGUGUCUGCCCACGUUGGGAAGCGGGAGGCAGCUCAGUGAGCUCCCGUGCUAGUAGAGAUUCUCCCUGUACGCCCAGAAAGAUGUGUGACUGUGAGAGCCUUGGAAACAAACAAGACCACAGCCCCUUGCACUUGGGGCUGGUCUCAUGGAAAGAGAAAAAGAUAAACCAUCAGUGGGGUAAAUGCAAUAAGCCCGCGUUUUUACACUGGAAACUUUGAUUUUGAAUAACAAAGAUGUAUGUGGUAAUCUCUGUGGGUGCCCAUAAAGAAUGGAUUCUG